AUGGCUAAAAUGGCGGUAUUUUCGUGCAGGUGUUUGCUGAAAGGAAAUGCAGUUUGUUUCAUCACACAAUCGUGAUGUCUUUAUCAGAAAUCUUUGAAAAUUUUGAUGUAACUUGAAGACUUACUGUGAUGCAACAGAUUCCUGCCAAGGAGUUAAUGAAACAUGUUUUGACUGUUGUAGUCAUGUGAAUGAGCGCUGAGAAACUGUUGAACUAUUUGGAAAGAUCUGCAAGCACCUUCCUCUCAUCUGCUCUGAAUUAGGACAUGAAUUGCCGCAAUACAAUUUUAGCAGUGCAGCUCCUAUGUCCAGCCAUUAUUCACAUCCUUCUCUCGCCCACUCGAUCACUGUCACUGUGGGACCAAGUGGUGUGACUAUAUCAUCCGCUCUAGCAAACUCGCAUCAUGCCUCUGGUUCCCAUCUUGGCAGUAUGAAUGCUUCCAUGGCAGCUGCCAUGAAUGGCUCUAUGGGGGCUGCCUCUUCUGUGGUAGCUAGUAUGAGUGGUUCUGAAGCAGUUUCUGUGAUUUCUUCUCAAGUAGCUACUCUGAGUGCUUCUCAAGGAGAGAGUCUGAGUGCUUCUCAAGUAGCAUCUGUAAUUUCCUCUGAAAUAGCUAGCCUAAGUGCUUCUCAAGGAGCAAGUCUGACUGCCUCUCAAGAAGCGAGUCUGUCUGCUUCUCAAGCAGUGACCAGAAUUUCCUCUCAAAUAGCUAGUCAGAGUGCUUCUCAAGGAGUAAGUCUGACCACCUCUCAAGUUGCAAGUAUAAUUUCCUCUGAAAAUGCAGGCAUAAGUGCAAGUCUGUUUUCUGCAAUUGGUUCCUCCGUUACAGGAGAUACGAGUGCCUCUCAUGCCAUUGGUUCCUCUAUGGCAGCAAGUAUGAGUGCCUCCCAUGCUGCUAGCAUGAGUGCCUCGUACAUGUCAGGGGGUGUUAUGUCAUGGUCUUCUCUAGAGACUUCAGCUUUUGGCACCAUGGUUGCUUCUAUUAAACCAAGUUCCCAAAGCUAUUUUCGCUCAAGUAGUCCUGCUGUAGUUGGUCCCCCAUGGAGGUCAAACUACAACCUCAGUGAGUCCAUGGAAAGUUGGCUCAGUUUCAUUAAGAACAACAGCAUGUGUGACCAUGGCGGAAAAUUCUGCGGAUUAAAUCUGCAAUGUAUUCCUGAGGAUCAGCCAUGCACAGUUUAUCUCUCUAAUGAUGCACUGAAGAACUUGAGUAACACGGCCUGGUGUGUUAAUUGUUCAUCAGAAGAGUAUUUCUGUCCAUUGUUUAUGCAGUGCAUCAAUGUUAGUGAAAGCUGUUCUUAUGAGAAUCUCGAUCAAUGGAUCAAUUCUAAUGCUAGUAUGGGGCUAGCUGAUUUGGCCUGUGGGGAGAAUGGGACAUUUUCUUUUGCAACUAUGGAGUGUGUUCCAGAGAAGCAUCACGGACAUGAUGAAUGUGGACAUGGUGAAGUGUUCUGUCCUUAUAGCGCAUCCUGUAAGAAUAGAGCUGAUUGUGCUCCUUUCCCAGAACGGAAUUACACUGAAGCUCUAAAGAAUGAUUCUUUUGGCUGGGUUCGAAUGUGUCAAUUCAGAAAUCUGGUUUGUCCAAGGGUUGCUAUUGCUUUGGAGGAUUGCAAACUCGACAAGAGAAAAUGCAAUUCGAGCUGUCCUGAUGGGCAGAAGGUCUGCAAUGAUCACCACUGUAUCCCUAUAGAUCAGAAAUGCUGCCCUGUGGGUGAAACAUUUUGUAAUCUAACUAACCUGUGCUUGCCAAAUGGAACUAUGUGUUGUCCUACAGGUCAACAAUAUUGCCAACACACUGAUGGCUGUAAGCAACCAGCAGAUUGUCUACCUCCAAUUGCCAAUGUUACCUUUCCAACAGUGUGGGAGUAUCUUCAGCUUGGUGAUGCUUUGAGCAAGGGAUUUUUUGAACAAGGUGAUGUUGCUGUAGCACUUAGCAGUCUAGAGAAACAUGGCGUAAAUGGAUCCUUGGAGUUCUAUAGCAAUAGCAAAUGGACUGCUGUCAAUGCCCUCACAGCAACUACAGCUCUGGUGUUGGGUAAAACAAGUUACCUGAGAUUUAACCCUACAAGAAAGGGAUCUCAUGGUAUUGUACUGGUUAACUUUACUGCGUACAGUGAUUCUUCCAAAGUUGGUCAAUACAUGGAUGCAUCAUCUAAGAAGUGGACACAUGGAAAGACCAUUGCCAUUUUUGUUUUACCAUCUGUGGUACCCCCAGAAAUGGUGUAUAAUGGCUCCCUUUAUACUGUGGCAGAGGAUAGCAAGGGUGAAGUGGAUUUUGAUAUAUGGGAUCACCUAUAUGACAGCUCUCCAGAGGGCAAUACAAAAAGCCACAUCCCUGAUGCCAUACUUGCAGAUGUUAACUGCAAAAUGGUUGAGCUUUACAAUGAGUUACUGAAGGAUUUAUCAUCUUUGAAGCUUGCACUAAAAAUUAAAACAACAUCAGAAAAUGUAAAGUUUAAAGGAGGAGAAGCCAAAGGUUACCUUUCAAACAUGACUGAGAUCAAAUUUACUCCUAAGAAAGACUUUAAUGGCAAUGUAGAAAUUAGCAUGGAAACCUUUCUGGCUUCUCGAAAGAAGUCCUCUUUGGCCAUUUCCCACUUUUUCUCCCACGAAGUUACAGAAGCUCUGCAUAUGACAGCUGAUUUAAAGGGAGGUUUACAAGAUUUGACAAAGAAGGUGCUUUUCAAGAUCAUGAAAGACAAUUUGAAGCCUACUUCUGAUAACAUCCGCACAGCUAUUCAGAAUUUAAAUGGUAUAACUUUAAAUGCCACAGAUGUGGAAGCCGUUUUUGGUCAUGUCGUCCAGCUCAUCAAUUCAAGCAAGGAACCAGAUGGAGACUCCUUUUCACAUAUUUCGGCUAAUAGGAAGAUCAUCGAAGUUGAUCAAAGUGGAGAAGUUCUUUUUCAUGGUAAUGUGACGGUGAUAACAAUAACUGUCACACCAGUGAAUGACCGACCAGUAUUAAAGUACACAGGAGGAGCCUUUGACCCGCUCCCGUACGAGCUGUUUGCAGGAUGGAAUCCUGGAACAUUUGUCAGAGAUAUAUUUGACCAAUCCAAAACAAAUCCCCUUGCAGAAGACAUUGACGAUAGAGCAAUGGAACUUGGAGCUGUCAUCCUGUCUGUAGGCAAUGGCUCCCUUGGACGCUGGCAGUAUCAAAUGAACAGUUCAAUGGCCUUUCGAGAAUUUACCUUCGACGAAGAUGCAGGGGAGGUUUUUCUUCUACCACCAGCCGCCAGGAUCAAGAUGGAACUUUACGACAACCAAUCUGUUUGGAGCUCUUCACAAGCGUUGAAACGAGGAGCAGUUAUACGGGUCAGAGCGUGGGACAUGACCGAUGGAAAUGUGCCAGGGCUUUUUAAUAUAAGUAUUUUAUCGGAGACAUCUGUUAGCAAGAAAUUUGCCAACCUUCGUCUUCUGCGGCGAGGUUGCGAUAACAAGACAGACUUCCCUUCCAAGAAUGACCGAUGUGGUGUUUGCAGAGGGAACGAUGCUUGCGUUAAAUGUGAUGGUGAACCGAAUUCAGAUGCUUUUUAUAAUGAUUGCGGAUAUUGUGUUUUAGGGAAUACUAAUAAGACUGCAGAUUACAAGAAAGACUGUGCAGGGCAUUGUGACAAAAACGUCCAGAAUAAUGAUACUUGCGGGACGUGCAUGAACAAGAAUAAAAUCAGAAAUCUGAAAGAUUGCACAGGAUUAUGUUUUGGAACAGCAUAUGUCGAUGAUUGCGGCAACUGUACUGGGGGUGAUACAGGACUGAAAAUCAACUUCCGACAAGAUUCCUGUAGCGUCUGUGGAGGAGACAAUACAAGCUGUACUGAUUGUCUCGAUGUACCCAACGGCGAUGCAGAACAUGAUUUUUGUGGAAAUUGUACGAGUAAGAGUGAUCCUAAAUUCAACAAUGGGUGUGCAAAGUUUGGUCGGUUGGAUCCGGUCAGCGGAAGAGCGGGAGCACAAGUUCAGAUUACGGUUAAGGGUGCUGGUUUUAAGUCGUAUACUCUGACCACUUGUGAAUUCAAUCAUACAACUACCAAUCAAAAGUACCCCGCGUCAUCCAGCAACCAUAUUUCCAAUAAAAAUACAUUAACCGUGACAGCACCUUCGAACUUGCCAUCAGGCAAUUACACCGUCCUGUGCAGCUUUGUUGGCAACGUUGAAAUUGAAUCAAAGGCAGCCGCUGCGUUUACGGUGUACAACAGUUCAGUGAUUUCUCUGUCAAGUGUAUCCCCGAACGAGGCUGAAAUUAGCGACUCUGGCGUAAAGGUUAACAUAUCAAUCGCUGGUACUAAUUUUGUCGACACUGGCUACGUGGCUUGUGUUAGAGAUGGAGGUGCAAAGCUUGCCACUGGAGUUUUCGUUAGUUCAACCGAAGUUUAUUGUCUAAUUACCACUUUUAGAAAGUCUGCUCUUUUCAACGUCACCUUGCAGUUUGGGAAGAAUGACCCUGCAGUUGAUUCCAGUGUCGAGUUCUCAUUUUUUGCCAUCCAGCCGAGUGCGGUAUCAUUGGCUUUUGAUAGUAAUCCCAUCAAACUGUUGCUGUCUUUAGACAAGAAAGCCAAGCAUAAAUCGGACAAUCCCCAAUGUUCUGACUUUUUCGAUCAAGGGACGAUAGCAUUAUUCGCUACCGACAGUAAGUGUAAGCUGGUGAGACCCAAAACACUGCAAAUUCUUUUGGUUGGCGGUGGAGCGACGAUAACACCAGGCCACUCAGUUAACUUCACCAAUGGCAGUCUAGCUGCGUUGGGAGAAGACAACACUAAGUUUGUCGUAGGGACAACUGAACUUUCUGUACAAUCACCUCAAAAUCCAGUCGUGCCACAAGUCGAAAUUCAAGGCCCAAAAUUUAUCGGACCAUGUGCUCCCCUAGAUAUUGAAACGGAUACGAAGGGCGAUGGCGGGCGACCCCUGACUUAUGAAUGGCACGUCAAAUCCAUAGUCGGUGCAGAUGCUAAUACAACAUCUGAUUUGACCUCUCUCAAUUCAACUCUUUCCGGCCUCGCAACUGACACAAGCUUCUUCUCAAUCACAAAAGACCUUAUUGUCAAGAACGUUGAGUAUGAAAUUGUUUGUAAAGGUACGAACUUCCUUGGAGAGAGCAUCGAAGACACUUUCUCGGUAACCCGUAAGAAUGAUGCCGUCCCAGAGGUCAAGCUAAGCACAUUGGGUGAAACGAUGAGUAAAUCAGAAAGAACGUUGAUCCGUGCCUCGGUUAGUUUGCCAGGGUGCAAUGGUUCCGACGCCAGCGGCUUCGAGUAUGCCUGGGAGUUGAAAGACUCAAGUGAUGAAGUAGUUGAUCCAGGUUCACACACAGAUUCCGACAAACCUUAUCUGAAGCUCCAUGGAAGUAACUUAGUUGGGGGCGAGAAUUACACCCUGACAGUAACUGUGUUUGAUAACGCCAACCUUGACAUAUCCGCUGAAGAGACCAUCCCCAUUGAAGUGACGUCGAGUGAUUUGAUUGCGCGAAUUUCUGGUGGUGUGUCGUUUGACGUGGGUUAUGGAGAUUUCUUAGUGCUGGAUGGUAGCGAAUCAGAAGACCCAGAUGAAACUGACGAUGAUCCUAAGUACCAAUGGGAAUGUACAGAUUCUGAAGGGACCUGCUUCUUUGAAGUGGCGUUUUCCACUGAGCGCUUCAAGCAGUUUGUUUUUACCUCAAGUGAUCAAUGGCUCUUUGUGAUAUUGAUGUAUACAUUUACGUUGACGUAUCGUAAAGGUGUCCGAAGUGCAGAAACAACAGUCUCGGUUCGAGUGCAGCAGUGCUCCCCUCCAAAUGUGAAAAUUCGAACCCAGAAGUCUAACAAGUUAAAUCCUAAAAAAAAAAUAGCAGUUCGAGGAAGAGUGAAGGCUAUUGGAUUCAAAGUUAAUUUGGACUAUUCCUUUGUGCUCGUAGAGGGGUACGGGUAUGAGAGCGACAUCUCAAACCUUGUGUUAGUGUCUCCCCCGUCGGAAGUCACGAGUGCCACAACUCGACUUAACCAAAGAUUCGGAGUGUAUUUCAAAAAGAACGCCUUAGAGUCUGGGAAGUACAGCUUCCGAGUCUCAGCCAACACGACUGCUUGCAGUUCGUAUUCAGAGACAGAGUUCACAGUAAAUGGACCACCAAUAGAAGGUAAUUUGGUAGUGACUCCCGUGAGUGGAACAGUCUUGGAUACUGAGUUCACUUUUAGAGCAGAUCAGUUCAAUGACGAUCCAGAGGACUAUCCGCUGAAGUACCAGUUUGGGUAUUACGAACUUAUUGACGGAGAAGAAACUGCUUCCAUCAUAAGUUUACCAAAUCAAAGGAAGUCGAGGAAAUUUUCCCUUCCACAAGGUGACGAGAACAAUAACAAUACCCUCCGAGUGUUUGUACGGGUUUUUGACAAAUUUGGAGCAAGUGUGACGACCGAGAAGACUAUUCAGGUUUCGCCUAAAGUGUUUUCACUCGCCGAUAUACGAAAUUUGCAGGGCUCUGCAGCAGAUCUGGAGGAAAGCCGGGACUUGGAGAAUCAAUUAGGCACAAUGAACACCGUACUGUCGGCAAUCUCAGGGACCAGCGCCAAUGCGAGUGAUGACGUGAUAGCAUCUCUGAACGCGAUUAAGCAGCAAUAUACUCAAAUGGCUGUUAAUGCGCUAGAAGUGGUUACGGGUGACAAAGAUGCGGAGUUGAAUGCCUUGUCCACCAUGGGGAAAACAACAGAAGGAGGUGCCUACGCUUUCGAUGAGUCCACCAAGAAGAAGUUCUUUUCUUUGUUCAAAAAGUUGCUUGGUGUUGUUACGUCGCCAUCUAAGAGGAGACGAAGAGCGGUCGAGAAUGAGAUCCUUGAUGUGGAUUCACUGACUGGUGACGAGGCUGAGACCACACUCAGACCAGCGGCAAACCUCAUCGCUCCAGAUGUCUUUACGUUGGAAGAAUCAACCCGGAAGAGCGACUUCUUAGGUCUCUUAGACUCAAUCGGACUGAAGAUGUGCGCUGGCCAAGGCACCGGGGCUCCGGCUGUGUUCGCCAGAACGACCAUGGUCACACUGCGCGCCGAAACGGUAAAUUUCGCCGGUAUAGACGAAGUUAGCAUAAACAUGGCUUGCUCAGACUGUCCUAGGUAUGUGAAGCAAACCGCCAAGAUGACCCUGGGAAAGACUCUGGAAGCGACAUACAAGUCUUGGAGCUGUUCGUCUUCAGACACGUGCAGUGGAGCUUGCAUUCUUUCCACUCAGUACCCUGAAGAUCUUUUGUACAAUCAAACUGAUUCUUCUCGGCUUACGGACAUCGUCGAUGUGAAGUUGUAUAACCCAACCACAUUUCGAGAGGUGACCGUCGGGUCUUUGGCUGAGCCGGUUGCUAUCUUGAUUCCGUUGCAAUCAGGAAAAACUUUUCCAAAUGAAAGCACAAAUUCUGCAGAGUGCAAGUUGUGGAGCUCAAGUGAAUCAAACUGGACUACAACUGGAUGUGUCUCAGGCACUUCCCCAGUGAUAUCUGGUAAUGUGACUUACGUUGAGUGCAACUGUACGACACUGGGAUACUUAAGCGCUUUUGUUGGCCCAAAGAAGGAAGAAGAAGUUACCACUCCCGCCCUAACCACUGCUGCUCCAACUACUGCUGCUUGUGAACAGGAACCAAAGAGUUCAGGUGUCAACGUCAAGUUUGUUUUUAACGUGUCUUAUAGCAGCGUGGUUGGAAACGACAGCCAGAAGGCGGCAGUCGAAGCAAGCAUUAUAAACACCAUCACUAGCUCAUCAAGCUUGGAUGAGUGCAGUAUACAGGAUUUCAGCUUGACGGCUGGUAGCAUAGUGGUGGAAUUUGUGGCGGUGCCCAAGAAAGGUCAGACCACUGCCAGCAUACAGCACGAAAUAACCAAGAUUGAGACAAAAGUCAAGGCAGGUACCUUUCAAAUCACACUGCCGAAUGGCCAAGUGAUUUAUGCUGACCAGAAUUCGUUCGAAACCUACCUAGUAACUCCCACUACAGUUGCUGCAACAACUGCUGGUACUGCUCCAACUGAAAGUGGAUCCAAUAACACGACUAUAAUCAUCGUAGCCUGCGUGUGUGGUGGACUGGCGUUAAUUGUGAUCAUCGCCGUCACUGUUUACUGCUGUAGGAAGAAACGAGGAUCUGGGAAAAUUUCACCUUCCACCUCACCAGACCCUCAGCGUAAUAGGCGUGAAGACGUGGAAAUGAACGAGCGGGGUCAAUUUAUUCGGGACAAAGACCAUCCAGGUGCGAAUAACAACAGAGGAACGGAUUUCUAGAUCCUUUUUAUCCCGUUGAAUGCGGUUGGCGGAUACAGGAGCGAAGUCGAUGCAUGAAAUUGAAACUUUGAUAGUUGUUCCUUAUCAAGAACUUUGGGACCGACAAGGGGAGGUUGAAAAAAAUUAGACAACGCAGUAUCACUUGAAGUCUAUAAACUCGAUUCUCACCAAACCUCAACCAUUUAGCCGGAAAAAAAAAAGAAAAAUGAAAAGAAAAUUUGGGGUUGAUGUCCAAUGCCGACCAGAAACUGUUUUUUUCUGUUGUGAAUGGGAUUCUAAUAACUAAAGUUUUCGAUAAGCAAUUAAGAAUAAAAACCAGCGAUAUUAAAGAAUGGCGUUUCGACGGCUCCAUGCUAUCAUACUCAAAUUCAAAUAAAUACAUUUUGUGUGUUCAUUAGAUAGAAAAAGUACGUGUGAAGGUCUCAAUGCAUAUGAUUAAGAAAUAAAAAGGAUGAAUAAAAGAUGAAAAUAGGUGAAUAAAAUACAAGCGUUGAGACUCGA
This is a messenger RNA of Stylophora pistillata, 8716 nucleotides long. RefSeq lists its product as uncharacterized. Gene Ontology annotation, molecular function: monoatomic cation channel activity. Lineage: Eukaryota; Metazoa; Cnidaria; Anthozoa; Scleractinia; Pocilloporidae. Gene Ontology annotation, cellular component: plasma membrane. The record is from RefSeq and is a predicted model, not a curated record. Gene Ontology annotation, biological process: calcium ion transport.